Molecule: messenger RNA, 1737 nt
Organism: Rotaria sp. Silwood1
Lineage: Eukaryota; Metazoa; Rotifera; Eurotatoria; Philodinida; Philodinidae
Source: the annotation of a GenBank genome assembly
AUGUCUCUUCAAUCAAUUCGUUUAUGGUUUCGACUUUUUAUUAUAAAUGAUUUUUCAACAAUUUUUGUUUUAUUUAUUUGGGUUCUAUUAAAUAUUCUUCUUUUUAUUGUACAAUUUUUUAAUUAUCAUCAAUCACAUUCAUAUUUUUAUUUACGUGUAUUGAUAUAUGAUGGUAUAAGUAUUGCACGUGCAUCAGCUUUAUGUCUUAAUUUUAAUUGUUUAUUAAUACUUUUACCUGUUUGUCGUAAUUUAUUAUCAUUAAUUCGAUAUAUUUUACCACAUUGUAUAAUUCAAUCUCGUUUUCGUCGUUUUAUAAUACGUUUAUUUGAUCAACAUAUAGAAUUUCAUCGUUGUAUAGGUUAUGCAAUUUGUUUUUGGUCAUUAAUACAUGUUAGUGCACAUAUUUAUAAUUAUGAACGUUUUAUUAAUGUUCAUAAUGAACAUAAAUCACUUAUAUCAGUACUUAAUUUACUUUAUUUACAAUCAUCACAAUCACAAAUAAAUCCAUUUGAUAAAAUCAGUUCUAAUACAUUAAGUAUUGGUGCAAUGCUUAGUACAACAGCUGGAAUAACAGGUAUUAUUUUAUUUAUUUGUUUAUUAGUUAUUAUUAGUUCAUCGACAAGACUUAUUCGUCGAUCAUAUUAUGAAAUAUUUUGGUUUAUUCAUCAUUUUUUUAUUCUAUUUUUUAUUUGUCUUAUUUUACAUGGUCAACAAGGUUUAAUUAAAUCACAAACAAAUAUUCAAGAACAUAAUCCUGAUAUAUGUGCAUCACUUUAUCGAGAAUGGGGUAUUAAUGAACAAUGUCGUAUUUAUCCACAUUUUACUAGUUCAAAAUCAACUAGUUGGAUAUGGUUAUGUAUACCAUUGAGUCUUUAUCUUCUUGAACGUUUUCUUCGUUUUAUACGUAGUUUACAAUAUGUUGAAAUUAUUGAUAUUAUUCGACAUGAAUCACAAGUUAUUGAAAUUUGUUUUCGUAAAAAAUUUAUGAUAAAACCACAACCAGGUCAAUAUAUUUAUUUAAAAUGUUUUUCAAUAUCAAAAUUUGAAUGGCAUCCAUUUACAAUAACAUCAGCUACUGAUGAAAAUUAUAUAAGUAUUCAUAUUCGUACAAUUGGAAAUUGGACAAAAGAAUUAGCAAAAAAAUUUGAAAAAUAUCCUGAAAAUAUUCCUCGAUUAGCCAUUGAUGGACCUUAUGGAAGUCCAGCAGAUGAUGUUUUCAAUUAUGAUAGUGUUAUAUUAAUUGGUGCUGGUAUUGGAGUAACACCUUAUGCUUCAAUAUUAAAACAUAUUCGUUCAUCACAAACAGAUCAUAAACGACUUCGUCAUGUUUAUUUUUAUUGGAUAUGUAAUACUACAUCAUGUUAUGAAUGGUUUGCUCAAAUGUUGCUAAAACUUGAACGUGAAUUAUGUAAUCGAACUCAUUUUCUUACUUAUAAUAUUUAUUUAACAAAAUGGUCAAUGAUUGAAACACGAGCUAUAAUUAAAAAUAAUAAUGAACAAUGUGAUAUAUGGACUGGUUUACAAACAAAAACAUAUUAUGGAAAACCAAAUUUUGAUAUUGAUUUUCAAUCAAUUAUAAAUGAAGAUUUGAAUAUAAAAACUAAACGUGAUAUUGGUGUAUUUGUUUGUGGCCCAAAUCAAUUAGUUAAACAACUUCAAAGAUUAUGUAUUAAAAUGAAUGAUAGUAAUAUAUCAAAAAAUAAAGUUCAAUUUUAUUUAAAUAAAGAAAAUUUUUAA